This is a messenger RNA of Lotus japonicus, 3653 nucleotides long. Its product is annotated as disease resistance protein RUN1-like. The coding region runs from base 339 to 3572 and encodes 1077 amino acids. NCBI's taxonomy places the organism in Eukaryota, Viridiplantae, Streptophyta, Magnoliopsida, Fabales, Fabaceae. The record is from RefSeq and is a predicted model, not a curated record. The transcript has 6 exons. Gene Ontology annotation, molecular function: ADP binding; protein binding. Gene Ontology annotation, biological process: signal transduction; defense response.
UUAGUCAACUUUCCACCAUUCAUGAACAAAAUUACUCUCACAAUUCAUGAAGACGAGGCGAUGACACUGCAUCAGAUCCACACCCCUACAAUCUUAUCGUCGUCGAUGACAUGGUGUUUGACGGUGGCUUUGGACCAACGGUUUUGCCUAAACCCUCAAACUUGAUUUUCGUUUUUCUAUACUGAUUUAUUCGCUGAGGUGAAUAGUAUCCUGCAGAAUUAGAUGAAUGGUCUCGAUAAGUAGUGGUGACUGACUCUCCUUGAACUUGAAUCAUCUUCAAAGUUAAUAAAUAAUAUCUCCUUUUCAUCAAGCUAGCUAACUGCUUUUUCGCUAUCGCAAUGGAUUGCAAGGGAAUCCAAAGCAGCUCUUCAUCUUGGAUGAUAUGGAAGUAUGAUGUGUUUGUGAGCUUUAGAGGCGAAGACACACGAAAUAACUUCACUGAUCAUCUUUUUGGUGCUCUCCAUACAAAAGGCUUUGUUAUAUUCAGGGAUGAUAGAGAGCUCAGAAAAGGGGGAAGUAUAUCCACUGAGCUUCUACAAGCAAUUGAAGGAUCCCGAAUUUUGAUUGUGGUCUUCUCAAAAAACUAUGCUUCUUCCACAUGGUGCUUACAAGAACUGGCGAAGAUUGCCGAUAACGUUGAAGUAUCGCAAACUGUUCUGCCUAUUUUCUAUGAUGUGAGUCCAUCUGAGGUGAGAAAACAAACUGGGAAUUAUGGAAAAGCCUUUGUGGAGCAUGAAGAAAGAUUCCGAGAUAAUUUAGAGAUGGUUCAAACAUGGAGGGAUGCUCUAACACGAGUAGCCAAUCUCUCUGGAUGGGAUGUAAGCGAUAAGCCACAAUAUGGAGAGAUUGAAAAAAUUAUUAAGGAGGUAACACGCCUAUUGGAUCGCAAACUUUCAACUCCCUCCGAUGAUAUAGUUGGGAUGCAGUCACGAGUGGAAGAAUUAGAAAAGCUUUUGGUUCUAGACUCAAAUGAUGAUAUUCGAGUUGUAGGGAUUUGUGGCAUGGGUGGAAUAGGGAAGUCAACACUUGUUGCUACUUUAUAUUGCAGAAUCUGUAAUCAAUUUGAUGCAUCAUGUUUCAUUGAUGAUAUAAGUAAACUUUUUGGAGACUAUGGUCCAAUUGAGGCACAAAAGCAAAUUCUUAGUCAAAUUUUAAAUGGGGAAAGUCUUCAGCUGAACAAUCCUGCCAUUGCAACUAAUUUGAUGCGAAAUAGGUUACGCCACAAAAAGGUCCUCAUAGUUCUUGAUAAUGUUGAUGGAGUACUGCAGCUGGACAAAUUGGCUCUAAAACGUGAAUGGCUAGGUGCAGGAAGUAGAAUCAUCAUAAUUUCAAGGGAUGAACAUAUCUUGCAAGAGUAUCAAGUGGAUAAAGUUUACAAAGUUCAACUCUUGAAUUAUCGAGAUGCUCUACAAUUGUUUUGUAGAAAAGCUUUCAAAUGUGAUGAUAUCGUAAGAGAUUACCUUGACUUGACAAAUGAGGCACUAGAGUAUGCUAAAGGCCUCCCAUUAGCAAUUAAAGUAUUGGGUUCAUUGUUUUUCGGUCGAGAUGUUUCUGAAUGGAGAAGUUCAUUGGUUAGGCUAAGAGAAAAUCCAGAAAAAGAUAUUAUGGAUGUGCUUCGAGUUAGUUUUGAUGCACUGAAGGAUACAGAAAAGGAAAUAUUUUUAGAUAUUUCUUGUUUCUUUCAUGGACAAUCAAGGGAAUAUGUGGAACAUCUUCUAGAUAUUCGUGGAUUUUAUCCUAAAAUAGGUAUAAGAAAUCUCGUUGAAAAAUCGCUGGUCAUAAUCCUUGAAGAUGAGACUAUUACAAUGCAUGACUUGUUGAAAGAGUUGGGCAGAAGUAUUGUUAGAGAGAAGUCACCAAAAGAACCACGAAACUGGAGCAGGCUGUGGGACUACAAGGAUCUACACAAUGUUAUCUUACAAAAUAUGGCAACUGAAAAUCUUGAGGCCAUAGUUAUAAGAAGACAUAUACCAGAGUUUCCGGAAACAACCAUGAAAGCAGGUGCUUUGUCAAAAAUGAGUCACCUUAAGUUGCUCAUUCUCCAAGGUGUCAUCUUUUCAGGAAGUCUCAAUCAUCUUUCCAAUGAAUUACAACACAUUUGCUGGGAAAAGUAUCCUUUCUGGUGUUUGCCACCAAACUUCGAACCAGAUAAACUUGUUGAAUUGGUCCUGCAUCGAAGUAGCAUUAGACAACUAUUGAAAGACUCAAAGCCUCUGCACCAUUUGAGAGUGAUGGAUCUUUCUUACUCCAGAAAUCUUAUUAAAACACCGGAUUUUAGGGAGGUACCAAAUCUUGAGUCCCUCGAACUUCAAGAAUGUAUAGAACUUGUGCAUAUCGAUCCUUCCAUUGGCAUUCUGACAAAGCUUGUUAAUUUGAACUUGUCAUAUUGUACAAAUCUAGUCAGUAUUCCCAAUAUUAUUUUUCAUCUUAGCUCUCUUGAAUAUCUAAAUCUUUCUGGCUGCUCAAAAUUAUACAUUAACCAGUUGUUAGGGAAACCGGGGCAUGCCGAACAUGUGAAGAUACUUGAAAUAAAUGAAAGUAGUAUCAAGAAACAAUCAACAUCCUCCAUCCUGAAAAUUGUUAGGUUCCCUCUCCAUUGGUUUUAUUCUGGAAGGCGUGAAGAAUCAAUUGGCUUACUGUUGCCAUCUGUGCCUCAUUUCCUAUGUUUGAAAGAGCUUGACCUAAGUUUCUGCAAUCUAUUUCAAGUCCCUGAUGCUAUUGGCUGUUUACAUUCUUUAAUGUGGUUAAACUUGAAUGGAAAUAAUUUUGUUACACUACCUUCUAGCAUCAAGGAACUUUCCAAACUUCUAGAGUUGAAGUUGGAACACUGUAAGCUGCUGAAAUAUUUACCAGAGCUCCCUGUAAGAAGCAAAGCAUCUUUCGAUCACUAUGUAGCAGGAUUAUAUAUCUUCAACUGCCCCAAUUUGAUUGCGAUUGAGCGAUGUUAUAACAUGGCUUUUUCAUGGAUGAUACAACUCCUUGAGGUGCACAUGCAAUCCUCUCUUCGCCAUGGUGAUAUUCACAUUGUUAUUCCUGGAACUGAAAUUCCAAGGUGGUUUAAUAAACAAAGUGCUGGUAGUUCAAUGAGCAUGGAUCUUAUUCCUCAUAUGCAUGAUGAAAAUUGCAUAGGAAUUGCCUGCUGUGCAGCAUUGGUGGCACAUGUUGAGCCCACUAAUUUGGGUUGUACAAGGAAAAAUCAUGAUGGUCCAACUUUUAUUCUUGGAGAAGGCUCAUUUUGUUUCAUUUUUGAAAUGAAAAAGGGUAACUUUGUGUACUUUAUGCCGAUGCUUAUAGUAAAAGAUCUGUUCACAGUUGAAUCAAAUCACCUGGUGCUACUAUUUUUCAGUCGGGAAGCAUUCAUUAGCCGUAAAAGUUUUACACCAGCAGGAACACAUGAUUUCGAUAGUGUGAAAUUGAUUUGCUCAACUCACAAGCCCCAAGGUUUGCAUAUGGAGGUGAAAAGUUGUGGGUAUCAUUGGCUAUUUAAGGAGGACCUGGUAAAAUUAAACCGGAAAAUGACGCAUAGUGGGAAUUCUUCAGUUAGGAAGCACAUGCUUUUAACAAAUGGAUAGCCAUAUCAUUAAAUGGACUAAGAAAGCAUGGACAUUUCAAUUUGGCUACUGUCUCAUCAAAGAAGCUCUGAUUUAUUUGAG